AUGUGAAGCGUGGGAAUUGAGAUUUUCUAGGGUUUUGAAAUUGCUAGAAAUGGAUGCAAUCGAAGAGAGAGUUGCGGAGAAGGAAAGCGGUGGAUGCAUCGAUCUGUGCCUUGGCGAAGCAGUAGUGGAUCUGACUGGCCACAUUCAUCAGCUCCCAUGCUGCAUCAAGUACAACGGACCAUGUUCUGUUUCUCACUAUUUCAAACCCAAACAUACCGGGAUAGAGGUUGAGGGUUUGAAGGUGGAGGAGGCCUUCUUUAGGGGAAGAAAGUUGCAGGGAACCACUAUUCACCUUCCGGAGGGCUAUUCUGGCUUUGUCCUAGGAAAAAAGAGUUCCAACACGACAAAAUCUACUGGCACAUCUGAAGGAAACAUGAACAGAUGGGAAACAAAUGCAAAAUUUCAGGCGAUAACGUUUUGGAAUCAUGACAAUCUUCCUUCACAAGAUGAUUCUUAUGUGCGGUCAUUUCACUGGUUGGCUGUUUCCAAAGCACUGCAUAAGCCAGCGAUGGCUGAAGAUUUGAGGGUUGCAUCUCUUGCCCUAGAGCAAGAGUUGUGUACAUCAGAAAAGUGAGGAGCAUAAUCUUCCACAUUUCCAGUGUACUUCCCAUGCCUAAGUAACUGUUUUUGUAAUCAUAGUGUAGUCAAAUUUGAAAUUGUAUUAAUACUUUUCAUUUGAGCUUCAAACCUGAAAAGGGAUUCUUAAUUAUCAUACAAUGUGAAGUUCAUUCCAGUAGUGGUGUAUAGUGUGACUAUGUCAUGUUAUCAUUAACAUGUUAUCAUGAUUGCGAGAAUUUCUUUUGUGACAUGUUAUCAUUAAAUUUUUCCUUCUAGAUCUCUUAGGUGGGAGCUGUCAGAUGAUGGAUUCUGAUUUUCUGCUUUUAAGUUCACCUAACCGAUAUCAGAGUGCUUCAAGAUCUAAAAUCUCAUUCUGGAUUCAAAAUGUUUUCAUGAAAAGAAUGAAUUAAACCUAUUUAUCCACACUUUCAAUAAUAACAACCUAGAAUCCUAGAUAGCUUACAUAGAAUCCAUCUUGUAUUACCUUCUCAAGACAAGAUUUUAGAUGGCAGAGACAGUUCUUUCAGGCAGUGAUCAGUGCUUGUAAGCCAUUAGUACAUGGGCUAAACUUGAUGGGCUUCCACUAUGAUUGGCUCUUUUAAGGUGCAGACUAAUCUUGAAAUCUUGACUUCCCAUCUCAUGCAUUGAAGGUUAGGAACAAGCAUCCAAUUGUAUUCGUGCCCCAGUAAAACCUGAAAGGUAUGCCUUCAAUCCUUGCAAUCUAUCUCAUACAAGAUAUUUUGUGAAAGGAACAAGCAUGAAUUGUAUUGUUAUCCCUAUAAAACAUGAAAGGCGUGUUUUGCUCCAGAACCCUCUUCUACUAGUAAUGCUCUUGUAAUUAAGACCUGAAUAAGAUUACUUAGCCAGAAUCUUUGGCCGACUUUGGUCCAUUCAACUCAACAAUGUUGGUGACAAUGAAUAGGGUAUUGAUUAAGUUUUUCGGGUCAUAGUUCUAGAGAACGCAUGAUAGUGAGUGUGUCACUCUUCAGGAUUAGCUUGAUUAUUUUAACAUUUAAUAUUGCUUAAUUUCAUGUUUGCUUUUCAGAGGAAUACAUGAACAGAUUUUCCAAGGCUCUGAACAUAGAUACCUGCAGUUUGUUUCAAGAGACUGCAACAUUGAGUUAAAGACAUGAAACAGGUUGAUAUUCGAAUGGCACCCCUGGAAUUAGGAAAACUCUUAACUCUUAUAAUGAAUCCAUUGAGUGCCACAAUUUAAUAUCUGAACUUGUGAAAUAUUAGGUUUUGGAAUAAAUUCAAUGCUGAUGCCAUAGGAUUGCCCUAAGCAUCUGAUGUUUAUACCUUGUCUAGGCAUGAAGGAUUUAGUGUGUGAACCAGCGGAGAUUUUGAACAAAUUGAAGAGCACCAACAAGGUAAAAACAUGCCUUCGAGGCUAGGCUCAAGUGGUAAAGGGACAUAAAGUGUUUCGGGGAGGUUCCAAGUUCAAUUCAAUUCCCAAUGGGAACCAAAAAUUUACCUAUAAAAAAAAAGGUAAAAACAUUUGAAUAUACUUGGUGGAAUUUCUACUUGGUGGAAUUUCUGUAGCCAUGAACAUUUAUGUCUUGUCUAGCCAUGAUUCUGCAGUUUCUGUAUUUAUCUUCUUUCAACUUAUUUAAUUCAUAAGCUUGUGGAUAUAAUAUUUCUUAUAGUGAUUUUUUUUCCCAUUAAACAACCGAAGAAAAAUAUGUGACGAUGAAAAAUGAAAGGAAUCUAAAACGCUGGAGAUUUGGCUAAAAACGAUGGGAAGAAUCGAAUGUUGAAAAGCUCUGCAGCCCACAGGGUGGUUUCGCAUUAGAGGAAAACCUUUAUUCUUCCCUUGCGAAUCAAGAAUCUAUCAAGUACAUAUCGGCUCAGAAUUAUCCCUUAGCAACUUUCCAUGAUAAUAUGGAAUAUUUGUUUGAAAGUCUUCAUGUAAAAAGGAUUGGUGGAGAUUUUUACCUGUUUCAAUGUUUUUUUUCAUGCCGUGAACCUUGUCAAGCAUAUUAAUUAUACAUCUUGAAAUCAUUGAAAACAGGGUGUGUCUCAGUUCUCAAAUGAAGUUAAAGAGAAAAUCCUGAAAAAUUAGACAUAAAGUGUAUUCAUUUAACAAAACAUGGAUCAAAAUGAGAAAGUAGUUUGAUGGGUGGGUUUCUUUUUGGAGUUGUCAAUAACAAGGAAGGAACAAAAGAUAAUUUCAUAAUUGAUGUGUGAAAACUCUUUAAAGAAAAGCUAAUUUAAAAAUAAAGUAACGUUAACAAGUUUAAAAACAUUUGGUAUGGAAAAAGGAUAGAUGCUUUUACGUGAUAGAGCGGAAGACCAAUUUAUCGUGGCUUGCCUUUUAUAACAAUUCUGCCAAUAUUCUCUUUUACAAAGUGGGGCUUAGACAUGGCUCAGACCCAUCCAUGCAUCAAAGAAAAGUCAAUAGCAUUUAGUUUUGAUUCUUUGGUAUUUGUGCGUUCUGGUUUCUCCUCUUUUUCUUUUCUUUUCUUGUGGAAUGCAACUGGGUUUUUAUUCCUCAAGAUGGGCAGUCAUGAACCCAAAAAAAUUGUCUUCCCUUUUAGCCUUUGGAUAUGCUAUAUAUAUACACACGUAUGUAUAGAAGACCCAAAUCAUAACCGAAUAACAUCAUUCCAUUGGCUUCAAGUUAACAAACUCCAUUUUUUGCUUCCUAGAUGUCUUCGACAACUCCUCAUCACGAUGCAGAAGACCCCCCCCAGUUGCAGUUUAAGGAUGGCAAGUUGAUGGCUACGUUUAAUCCCAGACAGCUGAACGUUAUCUGGGGCAGAGACCCCCGCUACUGGAAGAUGCCAGAAAAGAACAGCAGCGGUCCUGCAGAACUAUUGCAGGUAUGCUGGCUUGAAGUGAGCGGCAGUGUCCCCAUACGCAGCAGCGCACCAAGUGGAACCAAGUUCAAAAUUACCUUCCAAGUAUCCUUCAAAUCCGAUGCAUUUGGAUGGAAUAACUGUCCCGUUUAUGUGAUGGCUAAGUUUGGGAAGAAAGGAAAGUACACGUGGACGAAAAUAUCGCUGCGUACUGACAAUUCACAGCCAACCAAUAUCCUCCCACCUGACGGCCUGGAGAUUGUAACCAAAGAUGCUACAACCCCAAAUGUAAAUGAUACCAUUUACUUUGGCCUAUAUGAAGUAUGGAGUGGGAAGUGGAAGGGAGGAUUAGAACUUCAUAAUGCCAAGGUUGAACAAAUCAAUAAUACACAGUAAUGGGCGGCAGUACCCAGAAAACAUUAAUAUAUGUUUGUGCGUGUGUCUGUGUGCAGCUUGCACAUUCAAGAGUAUGGCUUAUAUCAUAGGUAUUAAGGAUGCUGAAUAAAAGGGUAAAAAUGCUGCUACUCAUCCGAAUUCUCAUUUGCUGAAAUCAUUGCCACCCCAACCAGUUUUUCUUAUAUUUGGCUUCUUCUAGGAAUGAUUUCGUCUUUUGGGUGUUUGGAUUGCAGAGCACUUUUCAUAAAUAAAAGUAUAAAACAAGUUGCUGGUUACUCUCUUCCUCUGGAAUAUUGUUGUAUGAUGUAUUAUGUAUUAAAUCAUUAAGCUAAUAAAGUUCACUUUCUUGGGUUUCUAUA
Molecule: messenger RNA, 4111 nt
Organism: Vitis riparia (riverbank grape)
Lineage: Eukaryota; Viridiplantae; Streptophyta; Magnoliopsida; Vitales; Vitaceae
Product: protein PHLOEM PROTEIN 2-LIKE A9-like
Exons: 6
Coding region: 50-574 (174 amino acids)
Biological process (GO): RNA catabolic process
Cellular component (GO): ribonuclease H2 complex
Source: RefSeq, a predicted model, not a curated record